This is a messenger RNA of Ostertagia ostertagi, 234 nucleotides long. Lineage: Eukaryota; Metazoa; Nematoda; Chromadorea; Rhabditida; Trichostrongylidae. The record is from the annotation of a GenBank genome assembly.
AUGUGUGUAGUAGUUGCAGGAAUACUCGGUGGAAUUUAUGGCUGGGUUGGAGGCGUAAACAUCGGCGGAACGUGGACGUGGCUUGACGGCAAAGAAUGGAAUUACACAAAUUGGGCUGAGGGAGAACCAAGUGAUGGUGGUCAGGAUUGUGUGCAGAUAUAUGCCGAUGGUUAUUGGGACAACUAUAAUUGCGAAAAAACGAAUCAUGCAUUUGUGUGCAAAAGGUCAAUCUGA